Messenger RNA from Exaiptasia diaphana, 2579 nucleotides. RefSeq lists its product as uncharacterized. The record is from RefSeq and is a predicted model, not a curated record. The coding region runs from base 97 to 915 and encodes 272 amino acids. NCBI's taxonomy places the organism in Eukaryota, Metazoa, Cnidaria, Anthozoa, Actiniaria, Aiptasiidae. The transcript has 3 exons.
AAAAUGGCGGACGUGCCACAAAGUGUUUUAAAAUUUAUUUUGUAGUUUCGGUGGAUUUCUUUUCUUAGAAAUACGAUUAAUGUCUUAAAAUUCAAAAUGGGUGAAAAGAAGAAGUUAAAAGCAAGCUCUACCAGCAAAGAGAUCAAGACGAAUGACUACAAAAACGGCACACGUGCACAUGAUGAAGGGAAUUCACAAAGGAAGCGAAAACAACUCGAAGAAAACUGUUUACAAGAUGACAAAUCAAAGAAAAAACUAAAAAAAAUUCACAAAAAAGAAGAAGGUUUAUUAUCGGGUGCCAGUGAAACAGGUAAAGAGAGAAAGAAAGAGAAGAAGACGAAAAAUAUGUCAAGCGAAUUAAAAACGAAAAAUUCGAUAAAAACAAAUGAGUUGGAGGCCACAGACGUUGUUGAAAAAGAAAAAGAACAAGGWCAACCAAACAAAACAAUUCUGUCAGCAGAAACAAAACUUAGUAAUUCAGAAUCUAUUAAUGACAAAGAAAAGAAAAAACGAAAGAAAAGAGAAGCAAAGAAAGUGGUUGAGAAAGAAUCAAUCACAUUUUUAACUGAAAAUGGAGAAAUCAAGAAAGACAAAGAGGGUGAUGAAAACAAUGAUGAUCAAGACUGUGCAGCAGAGCAAGCUCUGCUCUAUCUCAAGACAUGGAAAAAGAACCGUUCUGAGUGGACKUUUAAAAAGGUUCGGCAAGUUUGGCUGCUGAAGAAUAUGUUCAACCAAACUAAGGUCCCAGAUAAAAAGUUCAAGGUUUUACUUCAGUAUUUAGAAGGUCUAAAGGGAUCAUCAAGAGAGACAACAAUUGCAAAAGCAGAGACAGUCAUCAAUAACGAGACAGGAACAGACGACCAGAGUGAUGUAAGACUUGAAAGAGCAAGAAGAUUACUGCAAAUUCUAUCUUAAUUCCUUCUUUCUUCAUCCUGAAUUCUUUUAAAMRACGAAAAACUCGUCGUGGACGAAAUUCAARUAAAAUCCCRACGAAUUGAAGGAYGSAAUUCCGUCACUKRCAAAGUACURAUCGCGUUAGCUGACAAUUUGGCUGCAUAAGCUGGACGAACAAAUUUUUACUGAAAACACACGGGUUUCAUAUCAGUGAACUCGCCAUCUGUCGAUGAGUUGUUCGAUAGUAGGCAACGGGUUGUUUUCCCGUUAUAAAUGCUUUUUAUAGAAUAUGAUGGAGAGAAAUUUCCUCCUAAAGCCUACAAAACUAUGCAUUAUUCCUCAUUUCAACAUGUGGGUUACAACUGCCGUGGGGUUAUCGAGAAAUAACGUGUUUGAAAUCCCUGCUAACAGCAGUAGUGAUGUUGUAAGGAUGACCACUAUAUAUGGUUUUUAUCAGUCAAUCAAUCUUUAUUGCACUAUUCAGUUAGUUAUUUUUUACAAUUUAUGGUAUAUCUAUAUUGUUUUCUUCCCUUUUCCAUUAAAAUAAUGGUCAUAAUUUAGAAAUGUGCAUGAGGGCCAAGUAGCAAAGCUUAGUUGAGGUAAAAUUCGUGCAGUCUAAUUCGAUCUAUACCUGGUCUUUACGUGAUAUGAAAGAAAUCGAAAUGUUCAUUUAAUGACGUAAUUACUUUGGCACUCUUUGGCUCAGCAAAGYACCUUGGAAGAUUAUUAUUCACUAUUACCUUGUGUUGUUGGUGUUAUGUGUUUCGCGUGGACGGGUCACGGUGUUACGAUGAUGUUUUUKAAAAUAGUACCUUGCAUUGCUACUAACGUAAACGAGCUCAUUUAACGGACUUCRCCACGCAAAACGAGCGGACGUUGACCUAAACAUACGUAGGGUUCACAAUUUCCUUUUUUAGACCAAAAAAACCCAUGUCUUUACCGAGAAGUGGGCGUUUUGUUGCGUAUUUUGAGGGCGCGAGCCAUAAUUAGUGGUCUAAAUACGAGACAAAUAMCWAGAAAUAUGAUAGGWAUUUUCCAGAGGUUUCUACUGACCACGUUACGUUCAGAUACGUUGUUUAUAGAACCUCAYCUUACGAAAACUCUAUUAUAUACUAUUUACGAUUUUUAACCGAGACUUCUAGAAUAACAAACAUGUUUUUUGCCAGGUUUUUGUGUGUUUUAAUAUAAUCAAACUGUGCAUGUGACAUUUUAAUCUAACAUAAGAAUGAUAGCCAUCUUGAUAUCCUUCUUCAAAAUACUCGACCUCUGGUUUUAUAAUUACUGCGCUGUAAAUAGCUUUAUAAUCCURUUCGUAGCACUGCUUUACUACUACCAUCGUGUAGCUAAUCCGCAAUAUACCAAUAAACCGUGACUGAUAAAUGAGUAGGCAAAAUAUCAMAAUGCGUUAAGAUUAUAAGGGCGUUUAUUAAUUGAUUUGAUUAAAAAGUUGUUGUGUAUUUUGCCUGUCCGUUCGUCUUUCUAGUUUUUGAGGUAUUGUUAAAUUGUGGCCGGGGUUUACUAAUUAUUGUCAUUAAUUCAGAAUUAGGAAAUCCUUCCUAUGCAAACCGCUUUUAACUGAAAUCAGAGAAAAAAUCGACGAUGAACUAAGACAAAACUAAACCACAAAUAAUCGGAUCAGAACUUUUCAUGUCCAAGGCGUUUAGAAAACCUAAAACCGAUCAGGA